Messenger RNA from Syngnathus typhle (broad-nosed pipefish), 6380 nucleotides. Its product is annotated as trichohyalin-like. The record is from RefSeq and is a predicted model, not a curated record. The transcript has 19 exons. Lineage: Eukaryota; Metazoa; Chordata; Actinopteri; Syngnathiformes; Syngnathidae. Bases 29 to 5875 code for a protein of 1948 amino acids.
AAAUCCGACUUUCCUCGAAUGCAGCAUUAUGUCCGUGCUUCCUUUAAGUAAGCUAACAACACAAAAGGAAACUGCGAAAAACAAGCGCGACAAGAACAACUUUGAGCGACACGCUGACAACUUGUUGUGGGCCGAGUGCAGCGGCGCUUGUCUUCGACGGCUGAUGGCCGCCAUGGACCCGCAGCCGCCCAUCGGCUGGCGGCGGGAGAGGGCGGAGCUCCUGCAGGAAGUGCGCCUGCUCCAGGAAGAUCUGGCCGAGAGUCGGGCAGAGAGGGAGGAGCUGGCGUCCAGGGCCAGGGCACUUGACCAGAGGCUAGAGCGGUCAGUGUCUCCCCGGCUGUCCGGCAGCCGUCUCGAGGAUGAGGAGGAGCGGCGAGAGAGGAGGAGGCGUGACAGGGAGGCCCGGGAGAGGGAGGCCCGACAAGCCCUGCUCGUCCACCGAUUGCAGAACAAGGUGAUGGAGUACAGAGAGCGAUGUCAGAGUUUGGAGUUGCAACUGAAGGCCGGCCACAGCCAGCUGAUGAGCACGCAGAUAAGUAUCAGGAGGGACAACUCCGAGUCGCUGGAGAACGCCCUCAUCAGCCUGGAGGAGGAACAGCAAAGGGCAGCUGGCCUGGCUCAGACAGCCUCCGUCCUGCGGCAGCAGCUGAGCCAAUUGGAGCGGGCGAACCGGGUGCUGAUGGAGCGCAUCCGCGAGCUGGAGGAGGAGCAGCGUCGGGGGUCCCGUUGGCAGACAGAGCCACAGAGCGUGUCAAGCAAGCUGGCUGAAAAUCAGGAUCAGCUCUGGUGCGUGUGGAGGUGCGCCAUGUCACUCAGGCAACACUGUCGCGCCCUCCGAACUUCCGCUGACAGGGGUCUGCUGGAGAUGAAGACGGAGCUGUCCCAUCUGUCCUUGUCCCUUCAGUCCAGCUGCGACUCCACCUCCUUGCGGCUCAUCAAAAUGUACCGGCUGUCGGCUUCGGCGGUCUCCCCGCCCCCGUCUGCCUCAUCCGGUCUCGGGACAUUGACGCUGGGCGAGCUGCGGGAGACGGCGUCGGAGGACAGGAUGCGGGACGGCGAGGGCGCGCCGGAAGAUGUGGCGCGGGCUGUCGGCAAGCUGUGUAGCCUGUUGAACGUGAGCGCCCCGUCGCAGUCGGUCCUCCAUUGGGACUCCCUGUUGCGAGUCCUCUGGCAGACGGAGAGCGCCUUGCAGUGGAGACAGCAGGAACUGCAGAAGGCGGAGCUUAGUGUGCGGCGGUUGGCCGAGGAGAAGGCCCAGCUGCAAAUACGAGUGCAGCAACUGCAGGACGACCAGCUCAAGCGACAGCAACCCGACAGUCAGUCAACAUUUGGGCCAGAGGCGGACCUUUGCACCAGGAAGGAGGCAAAGAAGGCGCUGCGGAGCAACGAAGAGGAGGUGCUCAGCAAGGAGGCGGAGCUACGUAACAGAGUCGCGGCAUUGUGUCAAGAAAAGGAGGAUGUAUGCAAGAGAGAGGAGGAGGUACACAGCAAGGAGGAGGAGCUCCGACAACAAGAGAAGGGGCUGCACAAUCGGGAGGAGGAGCUGCUGAGGAGGGAGCAGGAGCAACAGACCAGGGAGGAAGUGCUGCACAACCGAGAGGAGGAGCUGCUGAGGAGGGAGCAGGAGCAGCAGAAGAGCGAGGAGGAAGUGCUAAAGAGGGAGGGGCAUCUGCAUCGGGGAAAAGAGGAGGUUCACAAAGCACAACAAGAGCUCCAGAGGAGAGAAGAGGAGGCGCUAAGGAGGGAGGGGCAUCUGCAGAAGAGAGCUGAAGAGUUGCAAAAGACAGAACAAGUGCUGCACAAAAGAGAAGGGGAGGUCCUACAAAGGGAGCAGGAGCUUCAGGAAAAGGAGGAGCAGACCAGAGAGGAGGAGGUGCAGAGAGCACAGCAGGCCCAACAAAGAAGAGACGAAGUUCUGCACAACCGACAGGAGGAACUGCUGAGAAGGGAUCAGGAGCAGCAGAAGAGCAAGGAGGAGGUGCAAAAGAGAGAAGACCAUCUGCAGAAGAGAGCCCAAGAGUUGCAAAAGACAGAACAACUGCUGCACAAAAGAGAAGGGGAGGUCCUACAAAGGGAGCAGGAGCUUCAGGAAAAAGAGGAGCAGACCAGAGAGGAGGUGCAGAGAGGACAGCAGGCUCUACAGACGAGAGAAGAAGCGCUACACAACCGAGAGGAUGAGCUGCUGAGGAGGGGGCAGGAGCAGCAAAAAAGCGAGAAGGAAGUGCAAAAGAGGGAGGGGCAUCUGCAGAAGCGAGCGCAAGAGCUGCAAAAGACGGAACAACUGCUGCACAAGAGAGAAGGGGAGGUCCUACAAAGGGAGCAGGAGCUUCAGGAAAAAGAGGAGCAGACCAGAGAGGAGGUGCAGAGAGGACAGCAGGCUCUACAGACGAGAGAAGAAGCACUACACAACCGAGAGGAUGAGCUGCUGAGGAGGGGGCAGGAGCAGCAAAAAAGCGAGAAGGAAGUGCAAAAGAGGGAGGGGCAUCUGCAGAAGCGAGCGCAAGAGCUGCAAAAGACGGAGCAAGUGCUGCACAAAAGAGAAAGGGAUGUCCUACAACGGGAGCAGGAGCUUCAGGAGAAACAGGAGCAAAUCAAAGAGGAGGAGGUGCACAGGGCACAGCAGGAGCUGCAGACCAGAGAGGAAGUGCUGUACAACCGAGAGGAUGAGCUGCUGAAGAGGGAGCAGGAGCAGCAGAAGAGCGAGGAAGAAGUGCAAAAGAGGGAGGGGCAUCUGCAUCGGGGAAAAGAGGAGGUUCACAAAGCACAACAAGAGCUCCAGAGGAGAGAAGAGGAGGCGCUAAGGAGGGAGGGGCAUCUGCAGAAGAGAGCUGAAGAGUUGCAAAAGACAGGGCAAGAGCUGCACAAAAGAGAAAGAGAGGUCCUUCAAAGGGAGCAAGAGCUUCAGGAGAAACAGGAGCAGAGCAGAGAGGAGGAGGUGCAGGAGAGUUUGGAUGCUGUACUGCUGCCAAGGGACACUGCCAUCGCGGAUGUGAAGGUGACCACCAGCCGGCGCUUGAGUCGUGGCGUGGGUACGCUGACGCACCUUGUCCGACAGGGGGCGCCACAACCAGAAGAGCUGGCCAGGGCAGAAGAAGAAGCAGCGCCCAUCAGAGAUGCCCUCCUAGAGCAUGCGUCCAUGCUGCGUGAGCUGAAGGAGGCGCGGGAGGAGCUGCGCCUGGCGAGCGAGGAGCUGGCCGGUACGGGACGCGCAUGCACUGAGGAGCAGCGUAGGGAAAGCAGCAGGUUGCAGGAGGCGCUGGACGCUCUGCGCGCACAGCGGGAGCUGGACCAGCAGGAGUUCAGGAGCAGCUCGGCGUCCCUGCGGGAGCGGGUGGAGGAGCAGCAGACGCAGACGUGGCGCGCCAACGAGGAGCGAAGCCACCUUGCCGCACGUGUGCGCACCAUGCAGGAGGCGCUGAACGACGAGCUCCAGUGUCUGCGCGUGGAGCUGCACGGCGUCAUCUCCUUCCAGAAGGAGCGAGAAGAGGCCUGGAAACACGAGCGGAAUCAGCUCAUACAGAAGUCGCGAAGCGACAUCGGGGAGGCGAAAACAGUGAACGUAUCACUGAAUGAAAGAAAGGACCAGGAGGUGCAUGAAGAGCGACUCCAUGAGGUGACAGAGGACAAGGAGACGGAGAACCUGUGGAGGCGCGUGGAAGGCCUGCAGGAGGUAAUCCCGGCGUCCGAGCCAAAGAACACGCCGGUGAAGGAAGGACAAAGGAAGCAAGUGGAGGAGGACGCCACGGGCAAGGAGGUAGAGAUGUUGAGAAGACGUGUGGCAGGACUACUGAAGGAACUGAAGGAGUGGGAGCAGCAGGUGGAACAACUCAAGGACAAGUUGGCUACCAAGGACGGGCAAUUGGAGAGCCAAAGGAAGCGUGUGGAAGGCUUGCUGAAAGAAAUGAAGGAGACGGAGCAGCAGCUCAGGCAGGAGGUGGCAUCCAAGGAGCAGAAAGCUUUGGCCGCAGAAGAAGAAAAGCGCCGGCGGGAGGAGGACGCUCAGGGCAGGGAGGCGGCGUUCCGCUCUCGCAUUUCCUUGCUGGAUAAGGAGAAGCAGGACGUGCUGGUGCUGCUGAAGGAAAUGAAGGCAUUUGAGGAGCAGCUCAGGCGAGAGGUGGCAUCCAAGGAGCAGAAAGCUCUGGCCGCAGAAGAAGAAAAGCAGCGGCUGGAGGAGGACACCCGGGGCAGGGAGGCGGCACUGUGCUCUCACAUCGCCCUGCUGGAAAAGGAGAAGCAGGAUGUGCAGGUACUUAAGAAGGAGCAGGUGAGACAAGUCCAAGAGAAGGAGGAGCAAACCAGGGAGCUUCGCGAGGCUGAAGGAAAGUUGAAGGAAAAGGAGCUCAGGGUGGCGGAGUUGGAGAUCCUGCUGGCCAAAUCCCAGCAGAAGAGACACCAGGAGGAGGAGGCUCGGGACGGCGCCGAGCAAAGGAUGGUCGCUGUGCUCGAGGAGCGCGCGGAGGAGCUGCGCCAGCUGAAAAGCAUGCUUGAAAAGCAGGGGGAGGAGGUGCACGAGGUGACCACAAGCAUGCAGGAGGCGCCAGAUGAGGAGCGGCAGAAGGAGCUGCAAAGGAGUGGCCACGACCACAGGAGGUUCCCACAAGGUUGCUGUAAACAAAUCCAAAAAGAACUGCAAAUCCAACACCACGAGUCCCAAGCGCCAGAGGAACAGAGGAGGACAAAAGAGGAGGACAUUGGCAAAGACCAAUGGCGACGGGAGGACGAUGGCCCAGAGGAGACGCGGGAAGACGAGGAAGGGAGCGCACCGAGGCGAGUGGCUCAGCGCCAAAGAGGUGCGGGACGAGAGCGGGCGGGCGGGCGGCCGGAGAUGCUCGACGUCACUACCCUGCAGGAACAGGUGAGUGAGAGCGAGGUGAAGGAAGUUCGGGAGGAGACGAGGAGGACGUCCCUACAGGAGAGUCACCAAGAGGGUGAGCAUCUGAAGAACGCUGCGGGGAGGACUGAGGACAGGGAAGACGAGGAGCGGGAGAGGAGGAGCAAAGCAGGAGAACGAUGGAGCCCGGAGGAGGUGCAGAGGAAGAGUGAGGAAGAUAAUGAGGAGGCUAUGAAAACACAGGAGACGUGGAGGAACAAGGAGUGCUCAGAAGAGGAGUACAUUGGGAGCAGAAGGAGCUCCCGAGAGAAGCAGGACCAGCUCAAGGAGGAGCUGCGGCAGGACCUGCGGCCGGAGCUGCGGCAGCAACUGCAACAGGAACUGCAGCAGGAGCUGCAACAGAAGCUGCGGCAGGAGCUGCGCCAGGAGCUGAAACAGGAACUGCGUCUAGAGCUGCAGAAAGAGCUGCAACAGAAGUUGCGCCAGGAGCUGCGGAAGGAGCUGCAACAGGAGGUGGAACAGGAGCUGCGGCAGGAGCUACGACCUGAGUUGAAGCAAGAGCUGCAACAGAAGCUAAGGCAGGAACUGCGGCUGGAGUUGCAACAGGAACUGCGGCUGGAGUUGCAACAGGAGCUGCGGCAGGAGCUGCGGCAGGAGCUGCGGCAGGAGCUGCGGCAGGAGCUGCGGCAGGAGCUGCAACAGGAGCUGCAACAGGAGCUGAGGAGCGAGCACAGGCCAACGCAGGCUCAGGUGGACGGCGGAGACGAGGAGCGGGCCCAUGUCCAAGCCCGGCCUUGGCAGGGGGCGGAGGCCUGCCACUCGGAGGGGGGCAGAGCUCAACUGCUUCUACUGCACAGCCACGUGGCCCAGCUGGAAAUCAAACUGGAGCGGUCGCAGGGCAAGAAAGGCAAGCUCAAGCAGCACAACCGCAACCUCAAGAUGGAAAGAGACGCACUCAGGCAGGGACGCAAAGCGCAAGCGAGUGCGUCGGCCGGACACCCGAAAAUGGAAAGCAAAUGCAGAACGGCUCAGUCCCUCAGGUGAGCCGCCCACAGGUGGCGCCGGACAGGCACCGUCCUUUGGGCCUUGGGCAGAGACGCUGCUAUUGGACCGCAGCCCAAGGGAGGAGGAGCUACCCUCGACGUUCCACCCACCCUGACGAGCGACCUGGUUUUCCCACGCGACCUGGGGUCGGUCAAGUCAUCGCAAAGAAAGCCUGUGUAUUGAUCGCCGUCAGCGGGCUUCCUUCCCUCAUCACACAGCAGCCACCUGCAGUUCCUAAAAUGGUCGCUCCAAUUCCCUUUGCCACUCGUUGCGCUUGCAGUUUGCAAAGGGAGGCUAGUGAGCUGCGCCUUCACACGGGCACAAUCUGCCUCUUGUUUCAUCUUGAGAGACAUUUUGAUCAUUAAGUGUAACUCCGAGACAUUUUCGAACAGGAUUUGCAGCACAGGUCAACUUUUUUUUCUCAGCAUGCACUGAACUGCACUGUUGCUGCGGCAAGACCAAAUAAUGCAACUUAAAUAAAAUAAAAUAAACUUUUAUAAACAUA